Molecule: messenger RNA, 633 nt
Organism: Helianthus annuus (common sunflower)
Lineage: Eukaryota; Viridiplantae; Streptophyta; Magnoliopsida; Asterales; Asteraceae
Product: zinc finger protein 3-like
Exons: 1
Coding region: 161-583 (140 amino acids)
Source: RefSeq, a predicted model, not a curated record
AAACAUGUAAGGAAAAAGAAGUGAUUCUUUUUGCCUCAUUUGGCGGCAAAUGGAGGGUAAGCUGCAGGCCAAGUUAUCAUAUAUAUAGUAAACCCUAAAAUUUUCAUUCCUGAGUUGACCACCAUCUCUUUCCUCCUUGGUUUCAUUCUCUUCGCCCCGAAUGGAACCUGAUCAUUCAGCCGUAGAAAGCUCCGACGAGGCAAUAACCUCGGUGGACAAAAGCUCAACUCAAACAAGUGUAGCAACUGGUAGAUCAUACGAAUGCAAUUUUUGCAAAAGAGGUUUCACCAAUGCGCAAGCACUUGGAGGCCAUAUGAACGUCCACCGGAAGCACAAGGCUAAGCUCAAAGAAUCAUCCUCCUCACCACCACCAAUCGCCGCCGCUGCUACCACUGCCAACCCGUUUUCAAGUUCUAAAGGGAAAAAGAAACCAUUGCCGCUUUUCGGUGAAGGGUUGUCGGUUUCAGGAAAUGUGCAUCCAGAAAAUACGCCAUCAUCGGUGCGGGAAGUAGACCUUGAGCUCAGGUUAGGACAUACCCAGUCUUCAGGGAGUAAGAGUACUACAACAAGAAAAUUCUUCUAACUAAUCAAACUAAUUUUUUGUGGGUGUUUAUUGAUUUAAGUUCUUGUUAA